Procambarus clarkii (red swamp crayfish) is the source of this 2763-nucleotide messenger RNA. RefSeq names its product protein white. Gene Ontology annotation, biological process: transmembrane transport. Gene Ontology annotation, molecular function: ABC-type transporter activity; ATP hydrolysis activity; ATP binding. The record is from RefSeq and is a predicted model, not a curated record. Gene Ontology annotation, cellular component: cytoplasmic vesicle membrane; plasma membrane. Lineage: Eukaryota; Metazoa; Arthropoda; Malacostraca; Decapoda; Cambaridae.
CCUGUGUCAGGUAUUAGCGUGCAGCUCCGCCUCCCCUUCACACACACACGCGUAGCUGAGUGCACACGAACAUGCACACGCGCGCGUGGUGUGGCAUUCCUUUUUUUUGAAAACCUUAUGCGUAUCCAUACAAUUAUAAACAAGAGCGAAGAUAUACGCAAGUGAAGUGUGCUUGCUGGACGGUGCUUUGGUGAAAGAAUAAGUCUACUCUUUAGUAAAGCGCGGGGAUUGUCUCUAUCGCUACCACCACCAUCAUCACUAUAACCACCACCAUCACCACAACCACCAUCAAGAGGCUACGAGCAACACACAGGCACCACGACCCAGCAGUGAUUGUAAACAGUGAACAUGUCGGCCGGACUUGACAACUUUGGCUACCAGAAGGAGAAUGGCGAGGUGGUCAUUCCGGUGGAGAAGUCGUGGGUGGCGGGGGAGGAGCGACUCACCUACUCCUGGGAGAAGGUCAAUGUCUUCGCCUCCACCUCCAAGGGCUUCGGCAAGAAGAAGGUCACCCAGGAGAAACACAUUCUUAAAGAUGUGGCAGGGAUCUGUCGUCCUGGGGAGCUGCUGGCCAUCAUGGGCGCCUCAGGGGCCGGCAAGACCACUCUCCUCAGCGUCCUCACCUUCAGGAGCGACCAGGCCCUCAAGGUCACAGGGUCGCUGUACGUGAACGGUCAGCGCGUGUCACCGGAGGUGCUGACGAGGAGGUCAGCGUACGUGCAGCAGGAGGACCUCUUUAUCGGCACCUUCACCGUCAGGGAGCAGCUCCUCUUCCAGGCACAGCUGAGGAUGGACCGCUCCAUCCCCCAGGCGCAGAGAGUGUUGAGAGUCGAGGAGGUCAUGCAGGAGCUGAGUCUGGUGAAGUGCGCCAAGACGAUGAUCGGUGUGCCGGGGCGGCUGAAGGGCAUCUCCGGAGGGGAGACCAAGAGGCUCGCCUUCGCCUGUGAGGUGUUAACGAACCCGGCGAUAAUGUUCCUGGACGAGCCCACCUCCGGCCUCGACUCCUUCAUGGCGCAGAACGUCGUCCAGGCCUUGAGAGGGCUGGCGAGCAAGGGCAAGACUGUCAUUACUACCAUCCACCAGCCUAGCUCGGAGGUGUUUGCGCUGUUUGACCGCGUGCUCCUGAUGGGGGAGGGACGAGUGGCCUUCCUGGGCUCCACCUCAGAGGCACUCCACUUCUUUUCUGGGCUAGGAAGGCACUGUCCCAAGACCUACAAUCCGGCGGAUUUCUUCAUCUCGGUGCUGGCCAUCGAGCCCGACAACGAAGCCGAGUGCCGCAAGUUCGUACAGAGCACCUGCGACGCCUUCGUCAACAGUAGCGCCGGACUCCAAGUCUCUAAUCUAGUCGCCGAAAAUAAGAAUUCUCUCUCGAAUGGCACCGCCGUUUCCUCCAGCCACGUCAAGGUGGGCAAGUCGCUGUACAAGGCGGGGUGGGCGGAACAGUUCGCUGCCGUCCUCGUAAGGUCGGCGCUGGCCAACUACCGGGAGCCCAUGGUCCUCAGGAUCAAGGCCAUACAGACCAUUUUACUCUCCGUACUGAUCGGCAUCAUCUACCUGAACCAAGAGGUCACCCAGGACGGCGUCACUAACAUCAACGGCGCCAUCUUCCUCCUGCUGACGCAAAUGAGCUUCACUAACACCUUCGGCGUAGUUAACGCGUUCUGCGCAGAGCUGCCCGUGUUCCUGCGCGAGCAUUUCAACGGCAUGUACCGCACAGACGUCUACUACCUGUGCAAGAACCUGGCCGAGCUGCCCAUUGCUCUCCUCCAGCCCGCCGUCUUCACCGCCAUCACCUACUACAUGAUCGGACUCGAGCCUCCCGCCCAAAACUUCUUCAUUUGCAUGGCCAUCCUCAUGCUGGUGGCCAACUCUGCUAUUUCUUUCGGGUACAUGGUGUCGUGUCUGGCCACGAGCGUCCCAAUGGCCCUGGCCAUCUCCGCUCCUCUCCUGAUUCCUCUCAUGCUCUUUGGUGGAUUCUUCCUCAAUGCUGAAUCGGUACCCGUAUACUUCGUAUGGAUCAAGUACAUCUCGUGGUUCAACUAUGGCAACGAGGCGUUGAUGAUCAAUCAGUGGUCCGAUAUUGACAAUAUACCGUGUGAGAAAAACAACACACUCUGUUAUCACACAGGACUGGAUGUCAUCGAGAGACUUGGAUACAACAAGGACAACUUGGGGCUGGACAUUGGUCUCCUGUUCGCUCUGAUCAUCGGGUUCCGCUUCAUAGGCUACCUCCUGCUACUGCUCAGGACCAAGCGGAAGGCGGUGAAACCAUAUGAAUAGGAGAUACCGCUUCAUAAGUACACCAACAUGUAUAAACAAGCAUAGAGCUUUAUCUGCAUACAUAAUCUCCCACGUGAGUCUUUACCCGCAAAUAUAAUCCUGCAUGAGACUGCCUGCUCCCGCAUUUAUAAGCCCGGCGCUUGAAAACUCGCAGCAUGUGUAGCCACAGUAAAGUUUCACCCGCAUGUAUAAACCUGCAUGAGUUCUCGCGUAUGUAGGAACCCGAAUGUGGCUUUGCAUGAGCGUUCAUCUCCAUAUAUAAUCCCACAUGAACCUUCACUAGGGAGUAUAAACCAGUAAGAGGAUUCGCCUACAUGUAUAACCCCGCACGAGUGAUCAUCUCAGAUUUCACUUUGGUGUAUAAUCCUGCAUGUAUAAUCCCGACUUAAAGCUAAACUAUUCUAUGUUUUUUCAUAAUAAAAUUUUAACGAACAUCUUUUGCUAAUGUUUAUUUUAAUGUAAAUAAAUUAUUAUUCGAGAGAA